This is a messenger RNA of Enterospora canceri, 1539 nucleotides long. Lineage: Eukaryota; Fungi; Microsporidia; Enterocytozoonidae. The record is from the annotation of a GenBank genome assembly.
AUGGCUGGUCAGAACGAGAAAGAGGUUUCAUCUGAACACUUCUACAAGCAGCGAAGGGAGCAAAUCAGGGAGGCUGAGGCCAAUGGCUUCAACUGGUAUCCACACAAGUUCCACGUAAAAGAGACAUUUUCAGAAAUGGUUAACGAGGCAAAUCAGGUUGAAAAUGACUCGAUGACAGAGAGAGUCGUCCAGGCUGCUGGUCGCAUCACAGCAACGAGAGAGCACUCUAAAUCGAACUUCUACACGGUGGUCUACAACGACGAGUCGAUCCAGCUGGUUCUGAAGAAGGAGACGCCUGAGAAGAUCAAAGUCGCUGAUCUGAUGAGAAGAGGGGACAUUGUUGGAUUUGUGGGAAGAUGCGGGAGAACGAGACACGGUGAGCCAUCCGUUUUCUGCUCUGAAAUUGUCAUUUUGGCACCGUGCAUGCGCGUGAUUCCAUCAGUGAAGAAUCUCCUAACUAACGCCGAAACAAUUUACAGAAACAGGCACCUCGAUUUGCUGGUGAAUUCGGAAUCAAAGCAGCGAUUCAAGAACAGGUCGAGGAUAAUCAACCACAUCAGAAAGUACUUCGUGGCAAUGGAUUUCAUGGAGGUGGAGACGCCCAUCAUGAACUCAAAGGUAGGUGGUGCAUCAGCACAGCCAUUUAUCACUCAUCAUAAUGAGUUGAAAAUGGAUCUGUUUAUGCGCGUGGCACCAGAACUGUUUUUGAAGAUGCUCGUUGUAGGCGGAAUGGAACGAGUCUUUGAAAUUGGGAAGAACUUCAGAAACGAGGGAAUUGAUCUGACUCACAACCCAGAAUUCACUGCUAUCGAGUGCUACAUGGCGUAUGCGGACUACAGGGACCUGAUGGCCAUAGUGGAGGGGCUUCUGAAUGAGUUGGCGAUACUGAUCAGGGGAUCAGAGAAAUUCACGUAUUCGCCAGCAAAGAGGGGAACAGCUGAGGAGAUCAAGGUGGAACUGGAUUGGAGUGUUCCAUUCAAGAGACUGGACAUUCUGGACGAGUUGAACAGGGAGCUUGGGCUUGAGAUGGAUGGAGAGAGCAUUACGAGACCAGAGAUACUUGAGAUUCUGAUUAAAAAAGCAGAAAGUCGGGGGAUUGAACUCAAGGAGCCGAAGACCUUGAACAGGGUACUUGAUGCAUUCAUUGGUGAAUAUAUUGAACCAAAAUGCAUAAAUCCAACAUUUGUGACUGGAUUUCCAGUGGUGAUGAGUCCGCUAGCGAAGGACGACAGAAACAGGGCUGGUUUGACCGAGAGAUUCGAGAUGUUCGUGAAUGGGAAGGAGCUGGUGAACGCGUACACCGAGUUGAACAUUCCGGACGUCCAAAGAGAGCGAUUUGAGAUGCAGGCGAAGGAUGCGGCCGCAGGAGACACAGAGGCGAUGCCAGUUGACGAGGACUUCUGUCAGGUGCUGGAAUACGCCCUACCACCAACUGGUGGCCUUGGAAUUGGAAUCGACAGGCUCGUGAUGUAUUUGACAGAUGCAGCAAACAUCAGGGACGUCAUUCUCUACCCAUCCAUGAAACCAGAACAAAAUUGA